AUGCCGAGGGGCUUCCUGGUAAAGCGAACUAAACGGACAGGGGGCUCCUACCGAGUGCGCCUAGCUGAGCGGAUCUUCCCACUGCUGGGGCCCCAGGGGGCGCCGCCCUUCCCCGAGGAGGCUUCCAGUGCUCCCCAGCCAGGUGCGGAGCAGGUGGCACCCCCCACCCUGGAGGAGGAGGCGGCAGCCCGCGAGCUGUCGGGGUCGUCCUGUCAGGCGGCUAGGGUGAGCCCAGGGGAGGGCGGGCAGGAAGGUGCUGCGGAGUGGAGGGCGGAUGGCAGGGAGGGCCCCGGGCCCAGCCCCAGCCCCACCAAGCCGGCGGGCGUGGAGCUGCGCCGGGCAUUCCUGGAGCGCUGCCUCAGCUCACCCGUCUCUGCAGAGUCCUUCCCCGGGGGUGCCGCCGCGGUGGCUGCUUUCUCCAGCUCGGCGGCGCCAGCAGCUGCACCGACCUCCGGGGAGCAGUUCCUGCUGCCGCUCCGGGCACCAUUCCCAGAGCCAGAGUUCCAUCCAGACCCUGCGCCCCUCUCGGUCACCCUGCAAGGCCUAAAGCGGGCCGCUGGCAACGAGCGCCGUGCCAAGGCACCUCCGGCCUGCGCGUCUGGACCCGCGGCCGCCGGAGUCAAGAAGCCAAAGGCCAUGAGGAAGUUGAGCUUCGCAGAUGAAGUGACCACGUCCCCUGUUCUGGGCCUGAAGAUCAAGGAGGAGGAACCCGGAGCACCGUCCAGGGGCCUGGGGGGCAGCCGCACGCCACUGGGGGAGUUUAUCUGCCAGCUAUGCAAGGAGCAGUACGCGGACCCCUUCGCUCUGGCUCAGCACCGCUGCUCCCGCAUCGUACGCGUCGAAUACCGCUGUCCUGAGUGCGACAAGGUCUUCAGCUGCCCUGCGAACCUCGCCUCCCAUCGCCGUUGGCACAAGCCCCGUCCCGCAGCGGCAAAUGCUGCCACGGUCUCUUCAGCCGACGGGAAGCCACCUCCUUCCUCAGCCUCCCCAGACUCUGGGGCUGUUGCAUCUUUCUUGGCGGAGGGGAAGGAGAACAGCCGGGCAGAGCAAACGGCGGAUCAGCACCUGCAGGCGAGGGACAGCUCCAGGGCGGAGCAGCACCAGGACAGCGCCCCACACCCGGGCCUCCAGGUGUCCCACCCCGAGCCACCGCUGCCUCAGGUCCCCUAUACGGAGGGGAUGUUGGGGCGCCGGGUGCCUGGGCCAGGCAGUGCCAGUGGUGUCGGGGGACCCGAGAUCUUCAUGUGCCCAUAUUGCCACAAAAAGUUCCGUCGCCAAGCCUAUCUGCGCAAGCACCUAGGCACUCACGAGGCAGGCUCUGCUCGUGCACUUGCCCCGGGCUUUGGCUCUGAACACGGUGCCCCGCUCGCCUUCGCUUGCCCGCUGUGCGGGGCCCACUUCCCUUCCGCAGACAUCAGGGACAAGCACCGGUUGUGGCACGCGGUCCGCGAGGAGCUGCUCCUGCCUGCUCUGGCUGGGCCCCCCCCUGAAGCUCAAAGCCCAGGCGGGGCAUCCGACGGGAGUGCUCAGCAAAUUUUCUCGUGCAAACACUGCCCGUCCACUUUUUUUAGCUCCCCGGGGCUGACCCGGCACAUAAAUAAGUGCCACCCCUCAGAAAGUCGGCAGGUACUGCUGCUGCAGAUGCCGUUGCGGCCUGGCUGUUGA
Messenger RNA from Prionailurus viverrinus (fishing cat), 1665 nucleotides. RefSeq names its product INSM transcriptional repressor 2 (gene INSM2). Gene Ontology annotation, molecular function: RNA polymerase II cis-regulatory region sequence-specific DNA binding; DNA-binding transcription repressor activity, RNA polymerase II-specific. Bases 1 to 1665 code for a protein of 554 amino acids. The transcript has a single exon. Gene Ontology annotation, biological process: neuron differentiation; regulation of cell cycle process; negative regulation of transcription by RNA polymerase II. Gene Ontology annotation, cellular component: nucleus; transcription repressor complex. The record is from RefSeq and is a predicted model, not a curated record. Lineage: Eukaryota; Metazoa; Chordata; Mammalia; Carnivora; Felidae.